Molecule: messenger RNA, 120 nt
Organism: Fibroporia radiculosa
Lineage: Eukaryota; Fungi; Basidiomycota; Agaricomycetes; Polyporales; Fibroporiaceae
Exons: 2
Coding region: 1-120 (39 amino acids)
Source: RefSeq, a predicted model, not a curated record
AUGCCCAACCAGAAGGUGAGGGAGGGAAGCGAAACAGGCGACCAGAAGGACAAACCGUGUUCAACGUCACACUCCUCAGAGUCGUUUGGGAUUGGGAAUGGAGCCGGCGGCGGAGGGUAG